UGCCCCGAUUGGCUGCCGCUGCUCCCGCUGUGACCGCCGGUUGGCCCAGGCCGUUGCCCCGGCAACGCGGGUUGCUGUGGUUCCGCGCCGCGCUGGGAGUUUGGGGUUGGUCCCAGCCGCCCGCUGGAACAGAGUGGCCUCGGACGCUGCAGGUGGCAAUCACCCAGACCCUAGGCCGGUAGUGAGACGCCUGCAUACCUGUCAGGUGGAGGAGGACAGACAGAGCAGGAACGGGGACCCGGCCUCUGCAGCUCUACCCCCGCGUCGGUUCCUGGUUCACCCGAGAACAGAGAACAGCCGGUCCAGCGUGUCUCCCGGCAUGAGGAACACGAGCAAGGAGCUGCACGGCGCCGCAAGCCGCUAUGCUCCCUGCGAUUGGUAUUACCACCUUCCUGUGAAGCAGUCUGAGAAAGCCGUGGAUGCCCCGCCAGCGUCCCAGAUCCCAGGCCUCAGUGACCUGAGGGCAGCCCCCAGUGGGCACACGCCCGGGGCACGAAGGUGCUUGGUGAAGGAAACGGACUCAGAGUACGUGAAGCUGGCGAAGCAAGGCGGCCAGCCCGAUCUGUUGAAGCACUUUGCCCCCGGGACCAGUAAGGGCUCCCCCGUGGCCUACUCCUUGCCAGACUGGUACGUCCACCACAGCCAGCCGCCGACGGCCGACCGGAGGCAGGUCCCCGCUGCGUCCAUACCGGAUUACAUGGUUUAUGAAGAGUCUAACCGCGAUCACGCCAGUGGCAACUACGAGUCCAGAAGGGGGCCCUUCGACUUUGACAUGAAGACGGUUUGGCAAAGAGAGGCAGAGGAACUGGUAAAGGAGAAAAAAAAGGUGAGGCUACCAGCCAUCAAGUCCAAGUAUCCGAGCAAAGCCGGGACCCCGCUUGGCCCCAAAGACCCUGCAGGAAGCAAACUAUCCUUUCCCCCCAUGCCUGGUCAAAAAAACAGUUCACCCACAAACGUUUCCAAACUUAUUAGCAAUGGAUAUAACGCUGAGUGGUUACAGCAGCAAGCAGACCGAGACAAGAGGACCCUGCAGACAUCCAAGGCCUCUGCUUCGUCUCUGUCCCAGUCUCCGUGGGACGCCGAGCCGCCCCCAGACCCGGAGGCUCCGGAAGGUGCCAAGGAAGGCCCAGAGUCUUCUCCUCCAAGUCCAGUAGCACCUCCAACUGCCUCAGCGCCCGCGGAGCGCAGAUAAACCCCGCUGUGAUGUGCAGCUAGGACCUAUGUAACAGCUAUAGUUAUAAGGCUCCUGUUACAGUUUGUUAACAUAGAUUCUCACGAAAUGAUCCAUCUUAGAACAGAUUUGACGUCGCUGCUGUGUAGAUGGUGCCAGUGUUGGGUUUUGUUUCUUGCAUCCCUCUGGGACGCCAGGCGCAUGGGCUUUGCGCCACUGCGCCUCGCUGGCCUGGGAAAUCCCAGGGUCUCGGAACAGGCCACUUCCUUCCCACCCUCGGCCGACGUCACCACCCGCGCGUGAGCCUCUACUGGCACUACUUCUGUUGAAAUCUACGGUUUAGACUCUUAACCGGAAAUAACUCACCCAAAAGCUUUUUCACUAUUUGGUCCUGUAAUCUUUGUAGGAAUAAUUUUUCUGUUACAAAAAGUAUUUAAUUCCAGAAUAUUGUGCAAUAGUUUAUAUUAAGAAACAGAUUAAUUUAUUAUGCCUUGAAAUUUUAAACAUUUAGUAUGAAAACAUUGUAGCAUUUGCUAGUUUUAAAUGUUUGAAAAUAUUUUUGGCAUAAACUGAAAUCCAUAAUAGUGAACAUUUAUUAUUUUGUAUUAAGUAAAAAUAUGUUUAAUUUAAAUAUUUAAUUUAGUAGUCUUAACAAAAAUGUUUUACUACUCAGACAAUUCUCUCAGUUUAUAAAUUUCAUUGCUAUUUAUAUGUAAUUAGCAUAAAAAUGUAGUUUUAUAUUUUGUACAUUUAAUUCACUCAUAAAAUAAUAAUAUUCUGCUGGAAGAUUUUCAGAGAGCCAAGUAAGUUCAGAGAUGUUUUAGCUUCUUUCCCAGAAUAAACUUAUCAUGCAUUUGCUCACGUAAAA
Molecule: messenger RNA, 2039 nt
Organism: Aethalodelphis obliquidens (Pacific white-sided dolphin)
Lineage: Eukaryota; Metazoa; Chordata; Mammalia; Artiodactyla; Delphinidae
Gene: CUNH7orf57
Product: chromosome unknown C7orf57 homolog
Exons: 9
Coding region: 320-1192 (290 amino acids)
Source: RefSeq, a predicted model, not a curated record